Molecule: messenger RNA, 2241 nt
Organism: Zychaea mexicana
Lineage: Eukaryota; Fungi; Mucoromycota; Mucoromycetes; Mucorales; Lichtheimiaceae
Exons: 8
Coding region: 136-1764 (542 amino acids)
Source: RefSeq, a predicted model, not a curated record
UACUGUCAUCGGAAUUUGAACAUCUAGGUUGUCAUAACGACCGCUUGUCAUAGUAACAACCGCCGCAUUUCCUUGGCAACGCUUACUUUUCCAGCUGCUAAUUAUCAGUAAAUAUUUCUCAAAAUCACCGUGGCAAUGCCAAACAAUUCUGAAACUGUUCCGGAAGUUGCUUGUGUCGAAGACAUAACGAAAGCCAUUACGCAGCUGGCAAAAAAAGAUGAACAAUUGACGUAUCAAGCAGUACUGGAAUGCUUUUAUGAGCAUAUCAUCAACAACGUGAGUGAUCUAGAUGCGUUUGAGAAGUCAAAAGCAUCGUGGAUACGACGAAUAAAUCAAGUAGCAACCAUUUGUAAGGUUGAUUUAGCUCACCAACAGCCAACUUGGAAAACGGUUAACGAAGUACUGCGAAAAAAAUUGUCUUCAUCUCCAGCAACGGAGCCUGCGUCAAGUAGUUUUAAAUCACCAUUGUCCUCUUCAAAAUCUCCAUCCCCGCUGAAGACAACAUUGAAUGAGAAGGACAAGGUUGAAUUUGAACGCAUGUUCGCCACUCUGGAUAAAAGCAAGUUCUGGAUACUAAAGGCAAGCAUUGAGGAAGCAAAGCGUAAUGAUUUGCCAAUCGAUUCUAUUGAGUCGGUUGAAGAAAAAGUCAUGAAAUUUGCAAUGAGUUGCAACUUCAAACAUCCAGGCCAUUCAUUUAUUGUUGAUCUCGACGACGGAAACUGGGACGAAGUGUUCUCUCCCGCAGAACUUGAAGAAAUGGAGGAAUUUGGUGCUCCCCUUCUGCCACCGAUCGAUUCGAAGGUUUCCGAAAAACUGAAUGAGUUGGCAAAGCUGAAAACUGCGAAAGAGGCAUACAAUUUUGCGUGCCGCCUUGACCAUGACCCUGAGGAAGAACCACUGAUGGCGUGGCUUAUGAUGUCGAUUUCGCAGACUGCGUAUCAGUUCUUGAAGAAGAACAAUCUACAUAUAAGCAAUUACCUUGAAGCCGAUCAGCAGUAUUAUCUUUGGAGUUUUAUAAGCACUAUAUUCCAUGGAACAGAAAGCAUUUGGCCUCUUGGCAAGGAGAAGAGUAGCAACGCCAAUGCAACAGCAAACAACAGCAAAAGAAAGCUUUCUGCCGUCAACGAGAUUUGCAGAAAAGCCAUGGGCAGAAAAAUGGACACUGUCUACAUCGGCGGAGACGUGGAAUUGGGCUGCAUGGAAAUUGGCAAAUCAGCAGCAGACCAAACAAAAGAGAUCAAAGAUGGGUACAUCAAGAUGCCGCUUGUCAUGAAAGAUAUGCUUCUUAAUAUUGCGAACAAAGCCCCAUCUCUUGUGCACAAUAUACAUAUUACUGGCUAUUCGAUUAAUGGCACAAACAUCUGCAUGCUCGAUGUCGAUUCGCCGAAAGGUUACAUAACCCGUGUUCGACGAACACGAUCCUUACCAUACCCCUCUGACAGAGAUACAUACGUUAUCCGUAUGAUACCACUUUUACGACUGGCAGCUACUGCAAUGGCAAAGAUGCAAAACACUCUUGAUACAUACAAUCACGCAGAAAUUCCUCUCGCUAGUUCGAAAUCUCGACGCAUUGUACUGCCACCUUGCUUCCAUCCAACAUCAACAGCGUCAACAGCAACCUCAAAAACAACAACAUCAUCAUCAUCAUCGACUACAGCUUCUCCGUCAUCAUCAUCAUCAUCAUCGACUACAGCUUCUCCGUCAUCAUCAUCAUCAUCAUUAUCCAAAGGAUCGGCAAGCAAACGCCAAAAAACGAAACAGUGAAAACAGUCCCUGUCAUACCCAAUAAAUCAUUUCAAUAUAUUAACACAUCACGAGAGUUACUCACUGUGGAAAAAUAAGCAAAUUUAGGUUGUGCCUAGUAAGUUCCUGUCGUAUCUGGUUGAUGGAAAAAGUGCGCUUGUUGUUUCUAGUUGUUCUCGGUUCAUUAUUGUUAGUUUUCGUCAGAAAAAGAUUCAAGGGAAAUCUUCAACCGCGUUAUGUUAAAUAUGCGAUAUCUUGGUAUAUCAUGUUCCCUGUAAAACUGAAGAAAAUACAGCUGUAGUUCGUUGAGCUAUUGGCUGUGUACCUCUUAUUCUGAUUUUGGCUACAAUCGAAACAAACAUACAUUCCUUCAAUAAUGCUUGCGUCCAAAAUUUUGUUUGUUUGGAUUUCUUCCUUAGUUCUCCCUCUCUGAUACUUCGCAAUAGUCUACCCAAUAUAAUAUACCUUUUGAGCUAUGUCAGACUUUGGAUAUGAAAA